UUUACGUCGUAUCACUGACACGCGACCAUACCUCCUAUGAUCCUAUCAGCCUUACCUCUUAAAUAUUUAUUAAAUCCCAACUUACAUAGCACCUCUCUAGCUCCGUCAACUCAUCGCCAUGGUUCGAACUCGAAAAGAAAAAAAGACGGCGGAAGGGAUCAAGCUAUCGCAUCCCGACCGAACCGCCGCUCCCAGCGAGGACACCUUGCUAAAGCUUGCUCAGGACCGCAACCUCUUCGAGGAAGCUGAGAGGAAGAAGAGGAAGAUUGCGAAAGAUCGUGGUUCCGAUGACGAUUCGGAUGAUGGGGACGAACUCUUGUCGUCUACGGCCGAUAGGGUAUUAGAGGCUGUUCUUUGGAGCACCAGUUUGUCUAUGCUACAUUUCACUCUCGAUGUGCUUGUUCAGCAUCAAUAUGCAAUCUCCAUCAUAUGGCCUCAGAUCAUAAUUCGAUCAGUGCAAGCAUCUAUUGUGUUCUUCUUGCUCAUCUAUGUACUUCAUCCACACGUCUCGGCUCCAUCUUUUGUGCCUGGACUGCCGGUGAGAUUUCAGUAUCCUCUACGGCAGAUACUCUUCCUCACUACGAGUAUUACUUCUGGUUGCUAUUUAAUUCAUAUUUCGAAUAAGUAUAGCUACCUCGCUGUUAUGAAACAAUCACCGCCUUUAGGCUGUCUCUGGGUCUGGUCCGUCAUUGAACUUGACCUGCCAUAUGCCGUCCUCUCUUUAGCUUGUAUCGGCGGGUUCUUCUACCAGGGCGGCUAUACAAUAAAGCAACCAUAUUAAUAUAUUGAGCAAGGCUGCGAUAUGCAGUCCUUCUAUGUAAUACAUUAGCGGGUGGGGAGGG
Messenger RNA from Daldinia loculata, 842 nucleotides. RefSeq lists its product as uncharacterized. NCBI's taxonomy places the organism in Eukaryota, Fungi, Ascomycota, Sordariomycetes, Xylariales, Hypoxylaceae. The coding region runs from base 119 to 781 and encodes 220 amino acids. The transcript has 2 exons. The record is from RefSeq and is a predicted model, not a curated record.